Ananas comosus (pineapple) is the source of this 658-nucleotide messenger RNA. RefSeq lists its product as uncharacterized. Gene Ontology annotation, molecular function: protein phosphatase inhibitor activity. Bases 44 to 361 code for a protein of 105 amino acids. Lineage: Eukaryota; Viridiplantae; Streptophyta; Magnoliopsida; Poales; Bromeliaceae. The record is from RefSeq and is a predicted model, not a curated record. Gene Ontology annotation, cellular component: cytoplasm. The transcript is spliced from 7 exons.
CCUACUCUUUCAGUUUGGGCAUGUAGUGGAAGGUACUGAAACUAUGGAUCAAAGCGGAGAGAAUUCCAUGCCUUCAUCUCAAGCCGAGGAAGCAGUAAUCAAGAAAAAGUAUGGAGGAAUUUUACCAAAGAAACCACCACUUUUAUCCAAGGAUCAUGAACGUGCUUACUUUGAUUCUGCUGAUUGGGCUCUUGGGAAGCAAGGUGCACCUGCUGAGAAGCCCAAGGGACCGCUAGAAGCACUGAGGCCAAAACUGCAGCCCACGCCGCACCAGCAAGUUCGAUCAAGACGGUCAAUUUACACAUCUUCCGAUACUGAUGAUGGAAGCAAUGCUGCUGCAGACGAGAUGAACACGAGUUGAGCAAGAUUGUCGAAUGUCUCUCCCAUGGAAACCCUUUUCACCCUGCAAACUUUAGCUUGUUGUUGCAAUUAAUGAGUCCGUAUUUCUAUGCUCACAUGAAUAAGCAAAAGAGAUGUUUGUUCGGAUUGCUUACUAGUCGCUGCAAUUUAGCUGCUGUUUAGAUUUUCAUCACUAGAACUCCAGGUGGCAAUUUUUUAUGAUUUAAAACGAUUAUCUGACAUAUAAUGUGUGUUAAACUUGUUGGCUCAGAUUCCUACUUUUUUCUCAAAUUGGUAUUGAUUACAUGUUGCUGGUAAA